Messenger RNA from Carassius gibelio (silver crucian carp), 6673 nucleotides. Its product is annotated as transcription factor MafG-like. Gene Ontology annotation, cellular component: nucleus. Gene Ontology annotation, biological process: regulation of epidermal cell differentiation; regulation of transcription by RNA polymerase II. The transcript has 3 exons. Bases 981 to 1478 code for a protein of 165 amino acids. The record is from RefSeq and is a predicted model, not a curated record. Lineage: Eukaryota; Metazoa; Chordata; Actinopteri; Cypriniformes; Cyprinidae. Gene Ontology annotation, molecular function: RNA polymerase II cis-regulatory region sequence-specific DNA binding; DNA-binding transcription factor activity, RNA polymerase II-specific.
UUUUCAUAUGUCAGCGAUUUACUUUUUGGUUAAAUUUUUUGCAGCGUCACAAUAUUAUGCAUCACUUCUUGUUUAUGUAUUGCGUGUCAAAAGAAGUUCUUAGCAAUGCAUAUUACUAAUCAAAAAUGAAGUUUUGAUAUAUUUACGAUAGGAAGUUUACUGAAUAUCUUCAUGGAACAUGAUCUUUACUUAAUAUCCUAAUGCAUAAAUUAAGAAAAAUUAAUAAUUUUGACCCAUACAAUGUAUUGUUGUCUAUUGCUACAAAUGUAUCUGUGAUACUGAUGACUACUUCUGUGCUUCAGGGACACAUAUGUCAGCGUUUUACUUUUUGGUUUCAUUUUUGCAGCAUCUCUAGUUUAUUUAUUGCAGGUCAGCUUUACUGUUUAAUUAUUUAUAAAUAUCUCAUUCCCCAUUGUACUUAAGUAGAUGUAUGUUUAGCCAUAAUAACGCAGUUGUGUUAAUAUUACAUAAGUUUAUUAAUCUAUAUAUUGUUUACUGCAAGCAUCAGCGCUCGUAUGUGCGCGCGUUUGUCGUCUGUCUGGGAAAGCGACGUGACGCUUCGCGUGUGUUAAAGCGGGACACGCGUUUUAAAGAGCUCGCGGUGCUGAUUCAUCACGAUCGGGGCUUCCUCACACACACACACACACACACACACACACAGCCAUGAUGACAGCGAGCAGACAAAGGGCUCUUCGAUACACACUCACACACCCCGAUCCGUGAUCAGUCGCCGGUUCUGAUCGGUUCUCAUCGGCUCUGAUCGUCGCUUUCCAUUUGAAACGCUUGCAGAAAUCAUUCGGCUCGCGUUAUAUUUAUAGAGAGAGAGUGUGUGAGUGCGUGUGCGUGUGUGUGUGUGUGUCUCCUCUAGUCAGCCAGAGGUUACACAGCCACACAAACGCGCGGAUCCGUGAGGAACCGAACCUGCAGGUUCAUCGGAACCGGAUCGAGAUCUGCGUGGCUUGGCAGCGGUUCCUCGUGGCAUGACGACCACUAACAAAGGAAACAAGGCCUUGAAGGUGAAGAGGGAGCCCGGUGAGAACGGGACGAGCCUGACGGACGAUGAGCUGGUGUCCAUGUCGGUCCGCGAGCUCAACCAGCACCUGCGCGGCCUGACCAAAGAAGAGAUCCUUCAGCUGAAGCAGCGCCGGCGGACACUGAAGAACCGGGGCUACGCCGCCAGCUGCCGCGUCAAGCGUGUCACGCAGAAGGAGGAGCUUGAGAAGCAGAAGGCGGAGCUUCAGCAGGAAGUGGAGAAGCUGGCUUCAGAGAACGCCAGCAUGAAAGUAGAGCUGGACGCGCUGCGCUCCAAAUACGAGGCUCUGCAGAGCUUCGCAAGAACUGUGGCCCGAGGGCCCGUGGCCCCGGUUUGUAACCCCCGCGGGCCCUUGUCCUCCGUCAUCGGGCCCCUCAUUCCCGGGAAGGUUGGAGCCACCAGUGUUAUCACGAUAGUCAAAUCGAAAACCGACGCGAGGUCUUAGUAGCGCACAGAGAGCAAGGGUUGGUCAGUGCAUGAGGGUUUAGGUGCGGGAUGCUCGUUUCACAGCAGACUGAUGGAAAACCUCUUCGGUACUCUCUAAUGUGGGCUUCUUCUGGGUUACGAAAGAAGGAAAGCACAUCUAGGACGGUCAAUCCACUUGGGCUUCCAAAAAGAUCUCCAAAUUCCGAAUCGAAAACCAUGCAGCCAAAUUUUCCUGGUGGAUGUGUGUUGUAUUGCUGUGAGAUUUGUAAUUUUGUAAAAUCAUCGGCGACUUUCUAUCGUGCGUUUCACAUGGGGUCCAAGUGUUUCCUUUGUCAUUGUAAUAUUGUACUUUUUAUACAGUGUUUGUGUUGAUUUCCUCUUCGUAUGUGCUGUUAUGCGCCAUUUUUCCGUCCUUUUGUUUUUUUACGGACUGCAGGCACAAAACACUUUAAACCGUUCAGACUUCCAAACUCUUCCGCCGUCUGAAGGAAAAGCUUUCUGAGGUAGGAGAGUAUCAGCCAAUGAGAAGCUCCCUUUACCUGAGCCUCAUUAUGCACUGACCAAUCGCUGACGGGCAGGAGGAGAGGAGGCGGAGUCAAAUCAGCUGAUGUUGUUCAUAUGGUAGCUAUCAGAAUAUCUGUCACCAGUUUAUGUGCUCCAGUCGUCCCGUUCAGGACAGAAGAUCGUUUUAUUGGCAACGCAGUAACAGGUUUAUGUUAUGUGAUGUAUUAUGUUGUUUAUUUCACGCUGAAGUUGAUCAUGUCUGUCGUUAUCUAUAAAUCCAGAGAGAUUUAACUUUUUGUGUUCUGUGCCAGACUAAAAACAAGAGAAAAACCCCAAGUUUCUGUUUUUGAGGGACGGACUGUUGGGUGACAUAAACUGGUGAAUCCCACAAGCUUUACCAUAACUUUGUUGCUGUGACAUUGCGUAACGUAUUCUAAGAAUCUUUGUCUAUAUGGUGGAGUCUUGAAUUUAUAUAUAUAUAUAUAUAAAGACAGAGUACCUUGCAUUAUUUAUAAAACAUUUAAAAAAGAAAUAUAAAGUUGUUUGAUAGCUCUCUUUUUUGCAAUUGUACCAAAAGUGGCUUAACUAUUGAAGUCAAUAGCUUUUUCUAGUGGCUAGGCGCGUCAAACUGUGGACUAGCGCGUGUGGUGUGAUUUGUACUGGUGAGGUGGCGAUGUGUUGUUUACGACGUGGAUGUGAUGCUCUUAUCUUCUGAUUUCAGUCGAAUGCGUGCGAUGAGCGCCGCUUACCCAGAAUCCCCUCUGAGCGUUUGUGUGCUCCAUGUUUAAGUGGACGGGACACGAACACGGGGAUCUCUGGGACGCGGCCACAUCGCCUGCGUUUGAGUCCUUUUAUGUGACGUGUGUUUAUAUAUUUUUGGGUGUAAAACGUUUUUAUGAUAUAUUUGUUGGUGUUUUUUUCUUCUUUUUCUGGUUGUUUUCUUUAAAUGCCAGGGAAGUGACUCUGUCUGCACUGGUUUAAACCAGCGAUGUGCUUCACGCUGGGACGCUGCUCAAAAUAUUACUUUUCUCAACAUUUAAAACUAAAAAAGAGCUGUCCGGAAACAUUUCAGGAUGCUAUCUGCGCUAUUAUUUUUCUUCUUUUUUUGGCCAAAUUGUUUGUCCAUUAAUAAAAAAAGUAAAGCUCAGAGCUGUUGUAAUGGUGCACUCACAUCUCUAUAGAAUUACUGUAAUUAUUAGACCGUUACAGUUCGCAAAUUGCAAAUUGCAAUGCAUGAAGCUAAAGAAAUAUGUGGUGCCUCGCACAAUCAGUCAAUCAGUUAAAUUACAGGAACACAUGAACACGAGCAACAUUUCAGUCAACUGAUGUCCCUCAGGCUUACAAACCAUCAGUUAAAUUCAGUGCAAUCAGCUGCUAGUAACACAUCGCCAUGCCUCAGACUAAAUUAAACACAUUUACAAAAAUCCACAUAAAAAAAUAAAUGUAACUAAGCUGAUUGUACUCAAUUCAAGUGACACCUUUGCAUGUUUUGUGAGCCUGGGAAAGGUUGAUUUGCCAAAAUGUUGCAAAAUUUCCAUGAUUAUGCAAACUUGAGUAGUGUGCAUGAUUUAUGCUUUUUAAUUUAUAAUGCAUUUAAUGCUAAAAUGAAUCUUUGUGUUGCUUUGUUAUUGUUGUGGUUGCAAAGUGGUGGAAUAUUUCCUGUACAUUUUUCGAAAACGUUCCAAAAAACUGCUGGAUAGUUUAUAAAAUGCAUUUAAAUUUUGUUUAUAAAUUUAUUUAAAAAAAAAUAAAUAAACAUUUUAUAAAAUAUCCAGCAUUUUUUAAAAACUUUUUUUAAAAUGCAUAUAAAUUUUGUUUAUACAUUUAAAAAAAAAACAUUUUAUAAAAUGCUGCUUUUGCGCACAACUAGACUCUAAAUGAUAUUUUAAAUGUGUUGCAGAAUCUUCUAUUUUGCCUGUUUCUUAACAUGACGUCGCAAAAUCUUUAGUAAAGAUGUGAUGUUUGUCCCUCCGAAGCUGAUAUUUGCAGUAAUAUUUAAAUAUGAUGUGAACGCAACAUUAAUGCUCUGAAAAAUGAUUUAUUACCGCACGAGGUUCUUUAUCGUUUCGUCUAAUCUUGACAAUCUGCACUGAUCUGGCAUUUUAAGAACGGAUUCGUUGUAGGUAUAUUUGUGCGACUUUUUUUACUUAUUUCUCGAUGUAAAUCAACAGAAAUAUCUUCCUCUGACUGGCUAAUCUGUGAAAUCGUUUCGUAACCAAGUCUUCGGCAUUGCUUUCGUAACCAAUGGUAGCGUUUCUCCUAUCGGCUGUGGUGGUUUUGUGGCGUUUCUAUAGGCGAUGUAUCGAACGGUUUUGAAGACAAAAAAAUGUCUAGCUUCCUCUCAAACGAUGAUGAUGAUGAUGAUGUGAUUAUCGUUGCGUGUCGGUGUGUCAGGUAGCACUAAUGCCCAAUAAUGAUGCUCCUGAUCAUGUGAUGAACUUCUCUUCCACGAGGAGCGGCUCGUUCACGUUUGUUGUCGUUAUGGUCGUCGUGGUGCUUUGGUGUUAAAAGUGAACUAUAUGCAAAUCAGAUGGCGGUAGGGAGGGGUCACGACCUCUCGGUAGGAAUCUAGUUUUCUGUCCUUGAAGAUGUCGUCCGUGAAUAAUCGCAGCGAUUGAUGAUGAGCGCUAGAUUUACCCAACAAGAGCUCUGAAACCCAGCGUUUAGAAACAGUGCCAUGUCCCACGAGGCCAACACACUGCAAAAAAUCACACAAAUAUGUCCCUGGAGCACAAAACCAGUAGAAAUAGACAACUAUACAUUGUAUGGGUCAAAAUUAUACAUUUCUCUUUUAUGCCAAAAAUCAUUAGGAUAUUAAGUAAAGAUCAUGUUCCAUGAAGAUAUUUAGUAAACUUCCUACCGUAAAUAUAUCAAAACUUAAUGUUUGAUUAGUAAUAUGCAUUGCUAAGAACUUCAUUUGAACAACUUUAAAGAUGAUUUUUCUCAAUAUUUAGAUUUUUUUGCUCCCUCAGAUUCCAGAUUUAUAAUAGUUGUAUCUCAGACAAAUAUUGUCCUCCGAACAAACCACACAUCACUGGAGAGAUCAUUUAUUCAGCUUCAGAUCAUGUAUAAAUCUCAAUUUAAAAAAAAACUGAGCCUUAUGGGGUUUUGUGCUCCUGGGACACGUAUUAGCUUAAAUACUUCAGUGACUUGGUUUUGAUAUGUCUGAAAAUAAUGCUUAAAAUUUUAAGUGAGUUUAUAAUUAAGACAUGGACAAUUAGAAUACCAACUUAGUUUAAAGAAAUAAGUACAUUUUUAAUUCACUAUUGGCAGAUAUUUUAUUAUUGUUUUAAGAAUAAACUCACUUAAGAUUUUAAGUCUCAUUUUUAAAAAACAAAAAACAAAAUUAAAAGUUUGAGAUAAUGUUUUUCUUGUUUUAAGCAUAAACUCACUUAAAUUUGAUGAAAAUAGAAAAUAGGGCUCCAAAUCUUAAGUGAGUUUAUGCUUAAAACAAGAAAAAAUUAGGUAGAACUCUUAAUUUUUGCAUCUUUUUUUAUAAAAUGAAACUUAAAAGUGAGCUUAAAACAAGAAUGAUUAGAAAAAUCAACUUCUUGUUUUAAGCAUAAAAUUACAUAAUUUUGAUACAUUUCUUACAAAAUAAGAUACAGUUUAUGGAGUUUAUGUUUACAACAAGAAGAAAAAAGCAUAAACUCAUUUAAUUGUAUGAUUUUUUUCAGAAAAUAAAACUAAAGCACUUAAGUGAGUUUGUGUAAAUCAAGGACUCGUGUGUCAAGAGGGUUGGAAAAAUAAACUUAAAUCAAAAACAAUUUUUUUUGGUUUAUGCAUAACUCACUUAAUUUUGAUGUGGAUAAAAAAAAAAUAGAAGUGAGUUCAUGCUUAAAACAAUAAAAUAAAAGGUCAGACUCUCUUUUAUUUUUAUAAAACCGUUUUUGGUUCCACAAAGUUUAAAGAAGCAUCUCUUUUAACGUUUUAUAAUCUGAAGAACCUUCUUCCUCCACAAUGAAGCUCCCGUGAAACAGAAAGGCUCUUCAGAUGUUAAAGGAUCUUUAUGGAAAAAGCCCGAACUUCCUUUGAAUCCGUGGCUUUGUCCUACUUCUCCCCCAAACUCUCAGACUCCACAUUAUCUUGACUUUUAUUCGUUCUUGUGUUCCUGCUCAUUCUCUCUCCCGAGCCUCGUGGGAUGUGCGUUAAACCUUUCAGUUCAGGUUGAAGAAAGAUUAGUGUAGGAUCUUCUUCAGAGCUCUUCAUCUGCUGCUAAACGCAUGGGUUUCAGUCACUUUUCCUUGACUCUGAUCAAUAAAAUGAGGAAAGAGCACUGUUUAAGAUCUCUUAAGGUGAAAUAACAUUAUCUUAGAUGUACUUCAGCUUCUUAAUAUUCUCCAAUCAAACUUUUCCCCCUUAAAAAGCUCUCGGUCAAAAAUAUCAAGCUAUAAAUUGCUGUGGAUUUUUUUGUCUAAAAAAAUAAAAUGAUUUCUUCUGUUGUUUUUCUGUAUGGGGUGUAUUAAAUUAAGAUAUAGUUCUUCGUAUGGGAAAUAUAGAUGCCGUGAAAGUCCAUUUAAUUGUAAGUAUUUAUCAACUAAGUUAUUGUACUUUGUAGAUAAGUAAUAUAAUGUAUUGGUAUAUAACGAUGAACUUAACUGUAUCAGUCAGUCUGGGGCGUCUUUAAUUUAUUGAUGUAUAUACUGUAUGUUUGUUGAUAUACAGCUUACUUUAUUUUGUAUAUGACUAAUAAAUACAUUUUGAAAAACA